Messenger RNA from Bombina bombina (fire-bellied toad), 1017 nucleotides. RefSeq names its product mRNA decay activator protein ZFP36L1-like. The transcript is spliced from 2 exons. NCBI's taxonomy places the organism in Eukaryota, Metazoa, Chordata, Amphibia, Anura, Bombinatoridae. Gene Ontology annotation, molecular function: mRNA binding; metal ion binding. The coding region runs from base 1 to 1017 and encodes 338 amino acids. The record is from RefSeq and is a predicted model, not a curated record.
AUGCCCUCCAGCAGCCUGCUGAGCCCCUUCCCAGAGCUUGACACCAACCUACCCAAGUAUUUUCUACCUCUGCUGCCUGAAGGAAGUUUUGAGAAGAUCCUUAGUGAAGAACUAUAUGACACUUAUUCCUCCUGUCCUAUCUCCUUGAAUAAAGAUGGAAAGAGUCAAGACCAGCUUGCUGACCUCACACUUUGGCCUUUGCAGAGUCCAUGGACCCGUAACACCAAUUUACCUCCAGCCAACCUGCUGCGCCACAUCCCGUUUCAGGCAGAAAGAUCUGUGAGCAUGAUAGAGGAGAGUAAACAGCUCCAGGCUGAAUGUAAGCUCCACUCAUCUCGUUACAAGACAGAGCUGUGCCGUACCUUCCACGAAAGCGGUUCUUGCAAAUAUGGGUCUAAGUGCCAAUUUGCACAUGGCUCUGGAGAGCUUCGGGAACUCAACCGCCACCCAAAGUACAAGACUGAGUUGUGCAGAACAUAUCACACCAUUGGCUUCUGCCCAUACGGGUCUCGAUGUCAUUUUAUCCACAACGCAGAUGAACAACGGUUCAAUGGCAACCCAAAGAGUCAGCGCCCACAUCUACUGAGACAGAGCAUGAGCUGCCCAGGCAUCUCCUCCUUAUCAUUGUCAUCAUCAAUAUCACCGCUUGCUCUCUUCUCCAAUUCUUCUUCUUCCUCCUCAUUCUCACCUUUCCUUCCAUCCACUCCAACAUUCUCCCCAUGUGAGCCCCUCUCCAAUUCAGGAUCUACUUCCCCCACAAAUUCUCCAAUGACACUCAGCUUGUCUUCCCUUGCCCGAACGGUGUCCCCACCUUGUCCUAAUCUGCUGACCUCCUCUCUUACUGAAGUGCUCCUCAAACUCUCUCCUUCCAAGAUGGGAUUACGUGGGCAUGAAAAAAGUAUUGGCUGUCCAUCCGAUGUGGAAAGUGAGGACUCUGAGAGCAAAGGCUUCUCAUCAUCUCAUUCCAAUUCCCAAAUAGCCAAGCGCCUUCCCAUCUUCAGCCGUAUAUCAGACUGA